Messenger RNA from Yamadazyma jaroonii, 648 nucleotides. Lineage: Eukaryota; Fungi; Ascomycota; Pichiomycetes; Serinales; Debaryomycetaceae. The record is from the annotation of a GenBank genome assembly.
AUGUCAAAUCCACAAUCGGUUCUUUUCGACCACCCUCCACCAACUAUUCAACCUAUUCCUAUUGGAAGACCUAAUAUAGUGUCAAUUUUGAAUUUGAAAGUAGUGAAUUACUUCUUCCUGCUGUUUUUGAUCAUUUUGAUCUUACAAUAUGUGUGUAUCUUUAUAACUAUACCUUGUGAUGAAGUAUUGAAUCGACCUCAAAUUUGUGUCAUUUCCAGCUUUUAUGAUGCAUUGAUGUUUACUGCUUGUUGUUGUAUAUUCCCGUUAGGUACUGUGAUUCCUACGUUGAAAAGUGUUACAUAUCUAGGUGUAUCUUGUCUUUUACAGCUCAUGGGUCUUGGAAUAUCAAUACCCACCUUUAUCAGAGUUUUGAAUACCGAAAACAUGUAUCUGUAUGAAUAUAACAGUACUACCAAUACAUCAGUUAAAGUGAAUAUUACCACUUAUAUUCAAGUUGUUACUUUCAUAUCAUUAUUUUUCCAUUCAUUAGGAUUUAUAAAUUCUCUUAUAAAUUGUAUUAUUACUUAUCGUGGAUUAUGUUACCUUACCAACGGGAUAGAUCGAAGAAAUAAACACAUAGAUUUGGAAUUCACUGACCAAUUUCCUACGGAGAUCAGAUUGGAGCAAAUUAAGUUAUAUAGAGCUUAA